Molecule: messenger RNA, 2984 nt
Organism: Benincasa hispida (wax gourd)
Lineage: Eukaryota; Viridiplantae; Streptophyta; Magnoliopsida; Cucurbitales; Cucurbitaceae
Product: Leucine-rich repeat receptor-like protein kinase family protein
Biological process (GO): protein phosphorylation
Molecular function (GO): protein kinase activity; receptor serine/threonine kinase binding; ATP binding
Source: RefSeq, a predicted model, not a curated record
UAAUUCUUCCCAAGUCAAUUUCUUUCCCCAAGAAACGUUUCUCGAGAAAAUUGGCUCAAAGUAAAAGGCUGAAGACUUUUUCCAACAAAUUUCUCACUCCCGUUUCUUCUUUCGUUUCAUUAUAUAUAUAAAAAUUGGAGUACUGAAGUACAGAGCUCACUCUCACUCCCUGCCAUGGCUUCCCACUUCAAACCUCCAUUGUUGCUCUCUUUGGCCUUCGCUUUCUUCAUUUUGGGUUCUUCUUCAUCUGAGGAAUCGACCCUUUUGGCCUUCAAAGCCUUCAUUAAAGAUUCAACAAACUCUCUCUCGAAUUGGGUUUCUUCUUCUCAGACCCAUUUCUGUAAUUGGACUGGAAUUUCUUGUGCCAACUCUUCUUCUUCUUUGCUUUCAGUUUCCGCCAUUUAUCUUCAGGGUUUGAACCUUUCUGGUGAAAUUUCAUCUUCCAUUUGUGAGCUCCCUCGUUUGACCCAUCUUAAUCUUGCGGAUAAUCGGUUUAAUCAGCCGAUUCCUCUUCAUCUCUCGCAGUGCAGCUCGUUGGAGACUUUGAAUCUGAGUAAUAAUCUUAUUUGGGGAACGAUCCCAGAUCAGAUUUCUCUGUUUAGUUCCUUGCGAGUGCUUGAUUUUGGGAAGAAUCACAUUGAAGGGAAGAUUCCUGAGGGCAUUGGAGCUUUGAAGAAUCUUCAGAUUCUCAAUCUCAGAAGCAACUUGAUUUCUGGUACAGUGCCUUCUGUUGUCUUUCAUAAUCUGACUGAUCUUCUUAUUGUUGAUUUGUCUGAAAAUUCUUAUCUGUUGAGUGAUAUUCCCAGUGAGAUUGGGAAGCUUGAGAAACUUGAGGUGUUAUUGCUUCACAGCUCUGGUUUCUAUGGUGAAAUCCCUUCUUCUUUGCUGGGUUUGAAAAGUUUGAGUGUUUUGGAUCUUUCUCAAAACAACCUCACUGGGAAACUCCCUGAAAUGUUGGGUUCUUCUUUGAAGAAUUUGGUGCAUUUUGAUGUUUCUGACAAUAAGCUUAUAGGGUCUUUCCCAAAUGGAUUUUGUAGUGGAAAAGGCCUUGUGAGUCUUAGUGUUCAUACCAAUUUUUUAACUGGGAGUUUGCCUAAUUCCUUGAACCAGUGCUUAAACCUUGAGAGGUUUCAAGUUCAGAACAAUGGGUUUUCUGGGGAUUUUCCUAAAGCUUUGUGGUCAUUGCCUAAGAUCAAGCUCAUCAGAGCUGAAAACAAUGGUUUCUCUGGUGAAAUCCCAGAGUCUAUAUCAAUGGCUGAUCAGCUUGAGCAAGUUCAGCUUGAUAACAACAGCUUUUCGAGCAGAGUACCUCGGGGUCUCGGGUCGAUUCGAAGCUUAUACCGAUUCUCUGUGUCACUCAAUCACUUUUAUGGUGAACUGCCACCAAACUUCUGUGAUUCUCCAUUAAUGAGUAUAAUUAAUCUGUCCCACAAUUCUCUUUCUGGUCGAAUUCCCGAGCUGAAAAAUUGCAAGAAACUGGUCUCUUUGUCCUUAGCAGGCAAUAGUCUUACUGGAGGAAUUCCUUCUUCCCUUGUAAAUCUACCUGUUUUAACUUAUCUUGAUCUUUCUGAUAACAAUCUCACUGGUUCGAUUCCUCAAGGACUCGAAAACUUAAAGCUUGCGCUCUUUAAUGUUUCGUUCAAUCAACUAUCGGGCUCUGUUCCAUUCUCUUUGAUUUCGGGGCUACCCGCUUCAUUUCUGCAAGGAAAUCCUGAUCUUUGUGGCCCUGGUUUGCAAACUCCUUGUUCUCAAGGCCAUCCAACAAACCAUAUGUAUGGACUUAACAAAAUGACAUGUGCCCUCAUCUCUAUAGCUUGUGUUUUAGGAGUUCUGAGUUUAGCUGCUGGGUUCAUUCUGUAUUAUCGAUCCUACAGACCAAAAUCCCGAGUCGAUAACUGGCAUUCGGUCUACUUCUAUCCUCUAAGAAUCAGUGAGCAUGAGCUGAUCAUGGGGAUGAAUGAGAAGACUGCACAAGGAUGUGGAGGAGCUUUUGGCCAAGUGUUCACUUUAAGCUUACCGAGCCGUGAACUGAUCGCCGUAAAAAAACUUGUUAAUUUUGGGAGUCGUUCAUGGAAGUCGUUGAAAGCCGAGGUCAAGACAUUGGCCAAGAUCAGGCACAAAAACAUCAUCAAAAUUCUGGGGUUUUGCCAUUCUGAUGAUGCCAUUUUUCUGAUUUAUGAAUUCCUACACAAAGGAAGCUUGGCUGACUUGAUAUGCAGAAAUGAUUCUUGUCUAAAUUGGAAUGUAAGACUGAGAAUUGCCAUUGAGGUUGCCCAAGGACUAGCUUACAUUCACAAGGACUAUAUCCCACAUUUACUUCAUCGAAACGUCAAAUCGUCGAACAUUCUAUUGGAUGCGGACUUUGUCCCAAAGCUCACGGAUUUUGCUCUUCACCAUAUUGUUGGAGAGUCUGCAUUUCACUCAACAGUAGCUUCGGAAUCUUCUCAUUCCUGCUAUAUUGCACCAGAAUAUAAAUACACCAAAAAGGCAACAGAGCAAAUGGAUGUGUACAGCUUUGGUGUAGUGUUGCUAGAACUGUUGACUGGUAGACAAGCUGAGCGAUUGGAAUCAACGGAGGACUCUCUCGACGUCGUCCAGUGGGUGAGAAGGAAGGUGAACAUAGCCAAUGGAGCUUCCCAAGUCUUGGACCCGAGCAUCUCGGAGCAUUCUCAAGGACAGAUGCUGGAAGCUCUAGACAUAGCACUCCAAUGCAGUUCUAUGAUGCCUGAAAAACGACCAUCGAUGCUCGAAGUCACCAAGGCCCUUCAACUGAUCGGCUCGACAACGAACCUUCACGAUGCAACCUUCUCGGCUGCAGAGGAUAGUUCGGUUUCAAGCUGAAAUCCUCCUCUUGCUCCAUGACUUGUUUCUGUAUAUCCAAAUCCAUAUAUCUUUCUAGGAGACUUUUUGAUUGAUGUUUGGAGCAUGGUAUUUCUGAAUGUGCUCAACAAUCAGUGGUAAAUACAGGAUUUGUUCAAGUUUCC